Polypterus senegalus (gray bichir) is the source of this 7793-nucleotide messenger RNA. It is a transcript of the gene phip, whose product is annotated as pleckstrin homology domain interacting protein. Gene Ontology annotation, molecular function: protein binding. The coding region runs from base 217 to 5718 and encodes 1833 amino acids. The record is from RefSeq and is a predicted model, not a curated record. Gene Ontology annotation, cellular component: nucleus. Lineage: Eukaryota; Metazoa; Chordata; Cladistia; Polypteriformes; Polypteridae. Gene Ontology annotation, biological process: regulation of cell shape; regulation of transcription by RNA polymerase II; cytoskeleton organization. The transcript is spliced from 40 exons.
CAUGCAUGGGGAGCGGCGGUGAGAUACGGCACUACAUUGUGGAGUGCGGAAGAAGACCGAGGCCGGAUCCCCUUCCACACCCUGCUUGUGUGUUGGCUGAAUGGAGGAGGAGAGACUCUUCCUGGUGAAUAAACAGUGACAGCUAUAGGGCAGAUACUGAUACCCAUUUCACACCACGGGCACACACCUUAUCCUUUACGCUUAGACAACACAAAAAUGGCUUCUGACAGUAAACACAUCGCCGCAAUGAAAUCUGAGCUGUACUUCCUAAUAGCCCGAUUUUUGGAAGCAGGACCCUGUCAAAAUGCAGCCGAGGUCCUGAUUAAAGAAGUGGAGGAGAAGGAGCUCCUGCCGAAAAGAAUUGACUGGACGGGGAAGGAACAUCCCGGGACUUACGAAAAUUUGGUUAAGAUUUACAGACAUAUAGCACCAGAUCAUCUGCUGCAGGUAUGCCGAUGUAUUGGCCCUCUUUUGGAAAAAGAGGUUCCAGCAAGUGUUCCUGGAGUGCAGUCUUUACUUGGAGCUGGACGACAGUCUCUGCUUCGUACCAAUAAAAGUUGUAAACAUGUUGUGUGGAAAGGAACUGCUUUGGCAGCCCUACAUUGUGGAAGGCCUCCAGAGCCACCACUAAAUUACGGAAGACCGGCAAAUAUAGCGGAAACUAUUUUUGGAAGAAAGCUUAAUGGAAGUUACAGACUUGGGCAGCUAGUUCCAACUGCUGUUUACCAGCAUAUGAAGAUGCAUAAACGAAUUUUAGGGCACCUGUCUUCAGUCUACUGCAUUACUUUUGACCGUACUGGCAGGAGAAUUUUUACAGGUUCAGAUGACUGUUUAGUAAAAAUUUGGGCAACAGAUGAUGGCCGGUUGUUAGCCACUUUGAGAGGACAUGCCGCUGAGAUCUCUGACAUGGCUGUUAACUAUGAGAACACCAUGAUUGCUGCAGGCAGCUGUGAUAAAAUGAUCAGAGUUUGGUGUCUUCAGACCUGUGCACCACUUGCUGUUCUUGAAGGACAUGGGGCAUCUAUCACAUCAUUGCAGUUUUCUCCAUUGUGUUGUGGCUCGAAAAGAUUUCUUUCUUCUACUGGGGCAGAUGGAUCCAUUUGCUUCUGGCAGUGGGAUUCCAGGACAUUAAAAUUUAGUCAACGGCCAAGUAAAUUUACAGAGAGGCCCAGGCCAGGCGUCCAGAUGAUUUGUUCUUCAUUCAGUGCUGGUGGAAUGUUUUUGGCAACAGGUAGCACAGAUCACAUUAUCAGAGUGUAUUUCUUCGGCUCUGGGCAGCCUGAGAAAAUUUCAGAAUUGGAAUCACAUACUGAUAAAGUUGAUAGCAUACAGUUCUCCAACACUGGUGACAGGUUUGUAAGUGGAAGCCGUGAUGGAACAGCACGCAUCUGGCAACUUCAUCAACAAGAGUGGAGAAGUAUCUUGUUAGACAUGGCUACCAAACUGUCUGGAAAUAACCCUCAAGGUAUGGAAGACAAAGUGACAAAACUAAAAGUCACUAUGGUGGCAUGGGAUUGUCAUGACAAUACUGUUAUUACAGCAGUCAAUAAUCUGACACUAAAGGUUUGGAAUUCUUACACUGGGCAACUUAUACAUGUUCUGAUGGGCCAUGAAGAUGAAGUGUUUGUUCUUGAACCUCAUCCAUUUGAUUCUAGAUUGCUGUUUUCUGCUGGCCAUGAUGGCAAUGCUAUUGUGUGGGAUCUUUCUAGAGGCAUCAAAAUUCGUUCCUACUUCAACAUGAUUGAAGGACAGGGCCAUGGUGCUCUAUUUGAUUGCAAGUGCUCUCCUGAUGGACAACACUUUGCAUGCACAGACUCUCAUGGGCAUCUUCUUAUCUUUGGGUUUGGCUCGAGCAGUAAAUAUGACAAGAUUGCUGAUCAAAUGUUCUUCCACACUGAUUACCGCCCACUUAUACGUGAUGCCAACAACUAUGUUUUAGAUGAACAAACCCAACAGGCGCCGCAUUUGAUGCCUCCUCCAUUUCUGGUAGAUGUUGAUGGAAAUCCUCAUCCUUCUAAAUAUCAAAGACUGGUUCCAGGACGGGAGAAUUGUAGAGAUGAACAGCUUAUACCCCAAAUGGGUGUUACUUCCUCAGGUUUGAAUCAGGUUGUCAGUCAGCAAUCAAAUGAUGGCUCUAGUCCUCUAGAUACCAUGAUCCUGCGCUUGCAACAAGAGCAAGAUCAAAGAAUGUCUGGUGAUGCUGGAAGCAGUGGUUUGAACAGAGGAAGCAGAGGAUCAUUAAGCUCUCCUGCAGAAGUUCACUCGCCUCCUAAUGUUGGGUUACGUCGGAGUGGACAAAUAGAAGGGGUUCGACAGAUGCAUAGCAAUGCACCCAGGAGUGAAAUUGCAACAGAAAGAGAUCUUGUGGCUUGGAGUCGGAGAGUUUUAGUACCAGAGUUGCCUCCAGGUAUAUCCAGCAAGCAAGAAAGAUGGAGGACUGCCAAAGGUGAAGAAGAAAUAACCAUAUACAGAUCAGAGAAGAAAAAAAGAUCUGGUACAAGUAGUGCUAAUAGGGAAUCGAAGAACCAUUAUGAGUCAUUUAAUGAUACUGGAGAAAUGAGGAAGCUACAGACAAAUCAGCAUAACUACCAUACAAGAGCAGCAGUUGAGGAAACAUUAAGACAUGGAGAUACUGCUGAGGAAGAGAAUAGCUCUUCAGAGGAGACUGAAACACGUCCUGCAAGUGCUGAAACAUCAGAGGAAGAAAAAUGGCCAAGUGACAGCAGCAGCUCAAGUGACUACUCAAGCGAUUAUUCUGAUUGGACUGCAGAUGCUGGCAUCAACCUUCAACCACCAAAGAAAGCAGUCAGACACAAAAAAAAGAAAAGUGCAAGCAGUUCAGAAGAGGAUGGGGAGAAGAAGAAAGAGAAAGAAAGCAAAAAAGAGAAGAGAAGAGAAAAGCGAGAGAAAGAUGGUGCCUUACCAAAGAAAAAGAAACCAAAGGAAAAAAAGCGAAAAAGGUUACCAACUGGAGAAUUUCAGGAUCAAGGGCUGACAUUGGAAGAGUGGCUGCCUUCAUCAUGGAUUACAGAUACAGUUCCAAGGAGAUGCCCUUUCAUACCACAGAUGGGGGAUGAGGUAUAUUAUUUCCGUCAGGGCCAUGAAGCAUAUGUGGAAAUGGCUCAGAAAAACAAGAUUUACAGUAUUAACCCUAAAAAGCAGCCCUGGCACAAAAUGGAGUUGCGGGAGCAAGAAUUAAUGAAGAUUGUUGGCAUAAAAUAUGAAGUGGGACUUCCCACACUUUGCUGUCUGAAACUGGCUUUUCUUGACCCUGAUACUGGUAAACUUACUGGAGGAACUUUUUCAAUGAAAUACCAUGAUAUGCCAGAUGUUAUUGACUUCUUAGUUCUUAGGCAGCAAUUUGAUGAGGCAAGGAAUCGCCAGUGGACAAUAGGGGAUCGCUUCCGUUCUGUGAUUGAUGAUGCCUGGUGGUUUGGAACAAUUGAAAGCCAAGAACCAUUCCAAUCUCAGUAUCCAGAUAGCUUAUUUCAGUGUUACAAUGUCUGUUGGGACAAUGGAGAUACAGAAAAAAUGAGUCCUUGGGAUAUGGAAAUAAUUCCCAAUGAUGCGGUUUUUCCAGAUGAAUUGGGUUUGAGUGUACCACUAACUGAAGAGGAGCACCGACAGCUACUGUAUAAACCAUUAGAAGGAGAAUGGGGUUCCCAAACUAGAGAUCAGGAAUGUGAAAGGAUCAUUGUAGGAAUCAACCAAUUAAUGACACUAGAUAUUGCAGCUCCAUUUGUUUCUCCCGUGGAUCUUCUGGCAUAUCCUACAUACUGCACUGUGGUGGCAUACCUCACUGACCUCAGUACAAUAAAAGAAAGACUGGAAAACAGAUUUUACAGGCGUAUGCUGUCUUUAAUGUGGGAAGUCCGAUAUAUUGAACACAAUGCACAGACUUUCAAUGAGCCAGGAACCCCUAUAGUAAAAACAGCCAAGUUUGUUUCAGACCUAAUGCUGCAGUUUAUCAAAGACCAAAGCUGCACUGAUAUCAUUCCACUCUACCGUAACAUGAAAAAGAAAACCUUCUCAGACUCUGAAGAAGAGGAUGAAGAUGAUGAUACUGAUGCUCCAGGUACUUCAGCUAAGAAAAAGAAGGAACAUAAACCUAUAAGGAAACUACGAAAUAAAGCCCAGUCGUAUGAUAUCAAUGCUUGGAAGACACAGUGCAAAGAAUUGCUUGAUUUAAUAUUUCAAUGUGAGGACUCUGAACCAUUUAGGCAACCAGUUGACUUGGAAGAAUAUCCGGAUUAUAGGGACAUCAUUGACACUCCAAUGGAUUUUGGUACAGUAAGAAACAAACUUAAUUGUGGAAAUUAUGAAUCACCAACAGACCUGUGCAAAGAUGUCAGGCUCAUAUUUAGUAAUUCAAAGGCAUACACCCCCAGCAAAAAGUCAAGGAUUUACAGCAUGAGUUUACGUCUUUCUGCUCUGUUUGAAGAACAUAUUAGUGUUAUCCUCUCUGACUAUAAAUCCGCCCAACGAUUUCAAGCAGCAAAUAAGCUAACAAGACAAAGGAAGAGAGGAAGAAGAAGAAGCUCUUCUCAUUCCAGUAGUGCUACAUCAAGCCCUGAAAGGAAGCGCAGGUCUGUGAAAGUGCCCCUGAAGCCAGAGCCUUCUACCUCAUCUCAAUCUCCAGCAGCCUCACGUCCAACAACUUUACGUAAUGUUACACCCAAACUGCCAGCUGCUCAGUUAAAUGGGAAGACUGUGGACACUGCAGCAAUAAUACGCACAAGGAGUGCCAGACGUUUUGGCAGCCCUUUUGAUGCAGAACAAGCUUUAGCAUCCUCUGUAGCUAAAUCAUCUGCUUCAAAAAAUAACGCAACACUUAGUGUCCAUCGCAAACCAGUAAUGGAAAAUCUCAACAAGCACCUGAAGUCCCCAAGCACUGCAUCUAAUCCAAACAUUUUUGGUGAACAGCACAAUAACAGACGCUCCUCUACUCCAGAGACUGUUGGAAGAAAAAAGAAAAUAACCCGAAAAUUGAAAAUGCCAUUAAAUCAAUCACAGAUGAAUUCAAGAGGGAGUGAGAGAAUGGAGAACAUUGUACAGCUCAAUGGACACAGUACACAUAUACCAAAUUAUGUUGCCAAAAGAGGCCGAAAACCAAAAGCAGAGACUAUUGCAAAUAAGGAACAGGCUGUCCAAUCAGAGCCAAUUGUGAAGCCACCAGGCAAGAAACGGGGACGCAAAAGCAAACAAGAAUUAGAGGCUUUACGUGCUAGUAGACUUCAGAGUACAACAGAGGAAGAGAAGGACCAUUCUGUUUCAGAUGAGGCUGGUACUUCUUCUGCUGGAUUUGAUGUUAAUAUGAAUCAAGGGCAUUUGCAAAAACCUAAGUCACGCCGUGGAAGGAAACCAAAAAGCAUGAAAAAAUUGCCAUCUCCCCCUCCCAUGCCACCUGCUAUGAGCCCAAAGAUGCAGACAAGGAGUAGCAAAAGGCAGACUGAGCAGUCUGUGGGUUUUACAGGGGAGACAUUAAGAACAGAGGUUGAAACCAUUGAGCAGAGCAACGAUAGUGAAGAGAAAGGUGUCAAAUUUCCCAUGAAGACCAGAAAUCAAGGUCGAAGGACAGCAUUUUACAAUGAGGAAGACUCUGAGGAAGAGCAGCGGCAACUCCUGUUUGAAGAUUCUUCUUUGACUUUUGGGACUUCCAGUAAGGGACGUGUUCGUAAGCUGACUGAAAAGGCAAAAGCGAAUCUAAUUGGCUGGUAAAUGGGACAAAAGAAAACCUGCAACCUUUAUAAAUAUAUUGGUUUCUUUUGCUUUUUCAGAUCCAGGUAAAGCAAAUGCUAUGGCACUUGAGGACACUGCUAACUUUGCUGCUAAUUUUGUACAUUCAGUGGUAAAUAUUCACAUUAUGGGACCAAAACUGGGCAUUUUGCCCAAUCUUUCGUAGUAAAUAUUUCCUUUUUGUUCUUAAUACUACACAAUUUUUAAAUAUGAUUGUUGUAAAGAUCCAGUGUAAAGUUUUUAUAAUGAAAGGUUUCACAAAGUUUUUAGGUACAAGAAGAAUGUGGACAUCCUAAUUCAUUCAAAUGAAUUAGAGAAAAAGGAGUAUUAAUAGAAAAACAUGCUUAUUUUAGUAGUGGAGAUGACACUGUUUUUCUUAUACAAAGGACCACAAUAUUCAAGACACCUCAUUUCAAGAAUUUUUGUUUUCCAUGAAUUUGUUAUAAUAUAGGAAGGCCCUUAAGAGUAUCCAGCAUUGCAAAUUACUUGUUUCUUCCAGAGUACUCAUUGCCUUUGCAAGACAUCUGCAGCAUUCAGGCUAUUUGUUCUGUUGCCUUUGGAUCAGUAUAAAUUUACAAUUUUCAAGAUCUCCUGUGAUAUUGUACUAGUUCUCUGAAGGAUGGUGAUGUGUAAUGAUCUGUGAAAACCAACCCACUUGCUUCUAUUUUAAAGAUAAAGUCCACAGUCAGAUAAUCAAAAGUAAUCUUAUUUUUAUUUAAACAUUUUAGUGUAAAAAGUAUAUGUUUUAUUUUAUCUGCUUAUUUUAAGUUUUAUAUGCUGUCAUUCAGUACAUUUUUAUGAUGACUAUUUUGGAAUGAUGUUCAAUAUUUUAUGCUUUUUAUAGAAACAAUAUUAGGGGGGAAUAGCUACUUGGUGUUACACUCCUGUAUUACGUAUUACACUCCUGUAUUACUUUUCUGAUGAUGAACCUUUAAUGUUAAGUUCAGGUUGGACUUACCCUUGGUGCCUUGUCUUGAUCAAAGUCUGCAAUUUGUCCUUAUAAAGUAAACAAAUAUAAUUUGGUAUAAUACCUAUAUCCAGGAGUUAAUAUAUGUAGAAAUCAGGAUGUGAUGAAACUUACUAUCUUCUGGUCUGUACUGAAGUGGCAUAGUCAACACUUAACGCUCAUGCUGGUAUUUGGGGUUUUGAGGAAUAUGGCUUAGUUCCUCCCUUUAAAAUGUUAUAGCCAAGGGAAGAUUGUUUUACAAGAUCAUAUAUUCUGUGAUGACUUUUGAGAGUGUGAGUAUUUUCCAGUCAAAGAUUUACUGACAAAAUGGGCUCAGUGUUGCACAGCUUGGAUUUUUCUCUAGUGUAUGAGUGCCAAAAUGCACUUCACAAUGAUUUAUACUGUUUGCCAAUCCAAAGUGCCAGCAUGGAUCCAUAAUGUCCAGAGCACCAAUUAUGCAGUAAGGAAGGUGGUGCUGUUUUGUGAGUUAUACAUACUGUAAGAGAAACCGAUUAUGGAAAGGUUAAUAUAAAACUGAUAUAUGCCCAAGAAGCAUUGUUUAUAGGUGAACCCAAGCAAUUUGCAGGAGCAGGCUUCUGUAACUAGGUUCUUGUACUUCUGAUACGCUUGCUUUAAUUAUAUGAUGUGAAACUUCAAGCAAAAAUUGUCAGCUGAAAAGUGAAAAAAGGUGAUAAAUAUAAAUGAUUUAAUAGUAUCGUUAAGUCUUUCUUAGAUUAAGUAUCUUCAUUUUCAAAGUUAUGGAAAACAAAUAUACAUUUUUCAGUUAUAUUAUUUUGCCUCAGUAUUCCGUUUAAAUGUUUUCAGAACUACUGUACUUCUAAUUUCAAAGCUAAGUUCUGGCAUUGGAUUUUUCCUUAGUACAGUAUACAUGAAAAAUCAUUGUUUUACCAGAAAUAAUUAUACCACAGAACACUACAUUUGGUCCCACUUUCUAAAUGUUUUUUCUUUUUUUGGUUAAUCCCUAACAAAUUUGACAUUUAAAAAGGACAGUUUAAUGGAAUUUCUGAACACCCACUCAUCUGCUUUAUUCAGAACAAAUACGAACUGCUAACUAGGUUGCUGGAUAACAGUAGCCCUGGUGUACCAAACA